UCGUCUGAUGCUGUGACAUCAUAAGUCUGCGCCGCGACCUCUCGUCUGUUGUCAUUCGGCUUAUAGAUCGCCUGAAGAAAGAAAAACUCCUGGUGAAGCGACUGAGUUCCACGUGACACUAUUAUAAAGAUGGAGUUUAUUAAAGAGGAGAGUGAAGACAUAAAGGUGGUGAUUAUUAAAGAGGAGAGUGAAGACAUGAAGAUUGAAGAAACAUUCAGUGUGAAACAAGAAGAUACUGAGACACAAACAGACCUGAUGCUGCUGAAAGAAGAGAGUCAAGAUCUGAAUGAAAUGGAAGAGGAAAAUCACAAUAUCACAACUGGAGAAAAAUCUUUUAGUUGUUUAUGGACUAAAAACACUUCCACUCAAACAGGAACUAGAAAACCUAAAUUACACAGGAGAAAUAACAAAGGAGAAAAGAGUUUCAUGUGUUCUCACUGUAGUGAGAGUUUCAGUACUAAAGUAUGCCUCAAGACUCACAUGAGAAUUCAUACCGGAGACAAGCCUUACACCUGCAAUGUAUGUGGGAAGAGCUUCACACGAAAAGCAACUGUUAAUGUUCACAUGAGAGUUCACACUGGAGAGAAGCUGUUAGCCUGUCCUCACUGUGCAAAGAGUUUCACACAUAAUGGAAGCCUUGAGGUUCACAUGAGAGUUCACACUGGAGAGAAGCCUUUUACGUGCACUCAGUGUGGAAAGAGUUUCACAACAAAAGGAAACCUUGUGGUUCACAUGAAAAUUCACACUGGAGAGAAGCCUUUCUCCUGCCAACUAUGUGGGAAGAGCUUCUCAGAACAAGGAAAUCUUACACGACAUAUGAGAAUUCACACCGGAGAGAAGCCUUACACCUGCACCCAGUGCGGAAUGAGUUUUACACAUAAGGUGUCCCUUGAUAUCCACUUGAUAAGUCAUACUGGAGAGAAACCUUACUCCUGCAAACUGUGUGGUAAGAGCUGCUCACUAAAAAGUAGUCUUAAGAUUCACAUGAGAACUCACACAGGAGAGAAGCCUUUCGCCUGCAAACUGUGUGGGAAGUGCUUCUCAGAACAAACAAAUCUUACACAUCAUAUGAGAGUUCACAGUGGAGAGAAGGGUUUCAUGUGCUCUCAGUGUAGUAAGAGAUUCAGUACUAAAGUGUGCCUCAAGACUCACAUGAGAAUUCACACUGGAGAGAAGCCUUAUUCCUGCACCCAGUGCGGAAUGAGUUUUAUGUAUAAGGUGUCCCUUGAUGGCCACUUGAGAAGUCACACUGGAGAAAACCCUUACACCUGCAAAGUGUGUGGAAAGAGCUUCACACAAAAAGCAAAUCUUAAGACUCACAUGAGACUUCACGCUGGAGAGAAGCCGUUCACCUGUCCUCACUGUGGAAAGAGUUUCACAUUUAAAGGAACCCUUGAGGUUCACAUGAGAUUUCACACUGGAGAAAGGCCUUUCACGUGUACUCAGUGUGAAAAGAGUUUCACAAAUAAAGGAAGCCUUCAGACUCACCUGAGAGUUCACACUGGAGAGAAGCCUUUCACAUGCUUUCACUGUGGAAAGAGUUUUGGGCAGAAAGGAGCCCUUGAGGUUCACCAGAGACUUCACACUGGAGAAAAGCCUUUUACUUGCUCUCACUGUGGAAAGGGUUUCAGGCAGAAAGGAGCCCUUGAGGUUCACCAGAGACUUCACACUGGAGAAAAGCCUUUUACUUGCUCUCAUUGUGGAAAGAGUUUCAGUCAGAAAAUAACCCUUGAGGUUCAUAUGAGACUUCACACUGGAGAGAGGCCUUUCACUUGUCUUCAGUGUGAAGAGAGUUUCACAUAUCACGCAGACCUGAAACAACAUUUGCAAACUCAUUCUGGAAUGACAUAUUCAGUUAUCAAGAUGGCGUUUAUUAAAGAGGAGAGUGAAGACAUGAAGAUUGAAGAAGAAUUCAAAGUCAAACAAGAAGAUACUGAAGAACAAACAGGCCUGAUUGCAUUGAAAGAGGAGAGUCAAGAACUGAAUGAAAAGGAAGAGAACGAUCAGUAUGAGAAACAUCAUGAUUUCAUAACAAAAGUUUAUAUUUGCUCACCGACUGAAAUGACUUCCUCACAAAAAAAAUCUAAAAAGCCAGGAACUAGAAGUAAUUUCACAUGCUCUCAGUGUGGAAAGAGUUUCAGACAACAUGGAAAGCUUAAAGUCCACAUGAGAAUUCACAAUGAAGAGAGUUCUUUCACCUGCCAACACUGUGGAAAAUGUUUCAACAGAAAAGAAAACCUCAAUUACCACAUGAGCAUUCACACUGGAGAGAAGCCUUUUACCUGCAAUUAUUGUGGAAGAGGUUUCAACAGAAAAGGAAGCCUUAAAAGCCACAUGAGAAUACAUACAGGAGUGAAGCCUUACACAUGUCCUCAUUGUGGAAGGAGUUUUACACAUAGACCAACUCUUAAUGCCCACAUAAGAAUUCACACUGGAGAAAAGCCUUUCACAUGCCCUCAAUGUGGAAAGAGUUUUGAUCAGCAUGGGAACCUUAAUGCUCACAUUAGAAUUCACACCGGAGAGAACCCUUUCUCCUGCCAACAGUGUGGAAAAAGUUUCAGUCGAAAAGGAAACCUUAAAGUUCACAUGAGAAUUCACACUGGAGAGAGCCCUUUCACCUGCCAACAGUGUGGAAUAAGUUUCACUCAAAAAGGAAACCUUAACAUUCACAUGAGACUUCACACUGGAGAGAAACCUUUCACUUGUCUUCAGUGUGAAAAGAGUUUCACAUAUCAAAGAGACCUGAAAAGGCAUUUGCAAACUCAUUCUGGAAAUAAUUUGCAAGGUUCUUCAGUGUGGCAAGAGGUUUGCAAAAUAGAACAAUUUCAAAAAUCACUUGCGCAUUGACUGUGGAGAAAGAAUUUAAUUUUGCUCAGUGUAAUGAACAUUUCUUUUCCCCUCAUACUUACAGAUACAUCCUGAAAAGAUGUAGAUUUGAGACCCUCUUUGUGUGGAAUGAUUUUCAAAGAGGAUCUGUGCAGAAAGAGAUGGAAGAGUCUGAAGGACACAUAUUUGAAAGAGGAGAAAGGAGACUGAGAAAAGAAGUGGGUCAGCAGCAGAGUCAGCCAAAGGUUGGAAGUACUCUGCGGUCCUGUCCUUCCUCGACCCCUUCGAGCGGGAAUAUGGAGAGUAGGGACGGGGAUGAGCAGACCGCUGGGUAUGACUGCUCAGAUCAGGCAGUAGCAGCAGCAGGGCUAUCGGAGACAGGAGAGCCAGCUGAUUUUUUUGGAAGGCAGUGAUCCUGGGUCCCCUCCACCAGAGCCCGAGUCCCCUCUGCCACAGCCUGCAGCUGCUGUACCCACAGUACCACCAACGAGGAGGAGGAGAAGGCCCCGGGAGGAGCCCAUUAAUUGAGAAGGAGCUGUUGGCAGCACUGAAAUCCAGGCCUCAACCUCCUCCCUGCUCCGAGGACGAGCAUUUUCUUUUGAGUCUGCUUCCGUCCCUGCAGAAGUUGCAACCUCAGACGAAGGAAUUUGUCAAAUCUCAAAUUCAUAAAUUAAUUUAUGAAAGCAGCACUGUUCUGCUUAAUUUGAAGACAUUGGAGCCUACAGAGUAGUUUUUUUUUUAAUUAAAUGAGGCAGCAAUCUCUGCAGGGAUUGAAACAGACUUUGUCUCCUUUCUCCUCUUUCAUUUGUGUCCCUCACUAUUCCAUCAUCCCUCUUCCAAUGCAUGGUCCUUUUUUAUUCCUGUCUCACAUGUAAGUAGUUCAAAUGUUAUUUUUAUAUUAUUAAAGUUAUUAUUAAUGUUAAUUUGUCAUUUUUAUGUUUUUAUUAAUUCUAUAUUUGUAGUGACCAAAGGUUUGGUGUGGUAAACAACAGAGUAAACCAUUAUAUUUCUCACAGGAAACAUUAUUUCCAUAUUCCAGUCUGAUUUAAAAAAAGUAAUUUUAUUUAUUCAGUAAGAUUAGAUUACUUAUGGCAAACAUUUGUUUAUUUGUACUAUGUCAUAUUGCAAAAACACAGUAUAGCAAGACAACAAAUAAUUGUUUCUUUUUUAAACAGACCUGUGCAAAAAAUUAUUUAAAGUUGUACUAUUUAUCAUAUUUUAAUCACUUCACCUUAUCAACUGUUGUGGACAACCUGCCACUCAGCAAAAGUUAGUGUUAUGUGACAGUUCUGACUCAGGAAAUAAAUAAAUGUGCAUGUUGUGAUGGAGCUGACGAGGCCUGGAACCAAGGCAACAGCAGAGUCACUUUGGAACCUCCUGAUAAGUGCAAGUGAGUUGAGGUGCAGCCAUUACCUGCAAACAGGGAAAACACAGGAGAACAACACUUUACAAUCCAAGGUAUGUUUAUAAAAGAGAUAAGUUAAGAUCUUUGUGGUUUUGUGGGUGGCUCUUAAAAGAGCCGUUGUGGGUCAGUCCUUGGGAGGACAUGAUAGAAAAAAUUAUUCAGUGGGCUGCCAUGAGACUGCUCCCUCCGCAGAAAAGUGGGCCAUAAAGGUGUCUCUCACCUGGAGUGCCUCUCUGGAGGAGUUAUUGGCUGCAACCCGUCCCAGACCUGGCAGUGGCUCCUCUCCGGUGGCCACAACCUCCCUCACUGCAGGCGCCUGUCUCGCUGCUGAGGACCUUAUAAAAUUGUGGAGAACACGUCGCUGUAACACAGUUCGUAAACGGGAAGAAGGAGGUGGGAA
Molecule: messenger RNA, 4631 nt
Organism: Megalobrama amblycephala (Wuchang bream)
Lineage: Eukaryota; Metazoa; Chordata; Actinopteri; Cypriniformes; Xenocyprididae
Product: zinc finger protein 271-like
Exons: 8
Coding region: 130-2847 (905 amino acids)
Biological process (GO): regulation of transcription by RNA polymerase II
Cellular component (GO): nucleus
Molecular function (GO): RNA polymerase II cis-regulatory region sequence-specific DNA binding; DNA-binding transcription factor activity, RNA polymerase II-specific
Source: RefSeq, a predicted model, not a curated record